Messenger RNA from Podospora bellae-mahoneyi, 2378 nucleotides. It is a transcript of the gene GPI17, whose product is annotated as GPI transamidase component. Gene Ontology annotation, cellular component: GPI-anchor transamidase complex. Gene Ontology annotation, biological process: attachment of GPI anchor to protein. The record is from RefSeq and is a predicted model, not a curated record. The coding region runs from base 435 to 2063 and encodes 542 amino acids. Lineage: Eukaryota; Fungi; Ascomycota; Sordariomycetes; Sordariales; Podosporaceae. The transcript is spliced from 2 exons.
GAGAAACAACGCCGUCCGGUUCCUAUUGAACCUAGCAUCCCAGGUGGUCGGGUAGUAAGUAUACUUGUACCUAACCAAGUGAUGUUCAGGGUCCAAGUGUAUGGGUUGACAUUCAAACGGCGCGCAGUGCAUGGAAGCGGCAUCGAAGCUUUGACCAUGUGGACCCAUCGCGUUGGCUCAAGAGCUUCGACUCCGUGUCGCGAAUGACGAGGCGCGGCGGGUUUCAACGUUGGCCUCCCGUUGCCGUUGCCAUGCCCGACACCCGUUUAUCGUUAUCUUCACGUGCGUACCUGAAAGUGUCUAACCAGACUGGGAAAUUUGGCUUUAAUUGCUGCAAGCAUUGUGUCGCGCUGGCGCAUUCGUGGUGAGGCGUGUUCCUCUCGAAUCAAGGCGCCGGCAACGAACUCGAUGGACGCCGCCGAGUCCGCAUCGCCAUGUCUGCUCAACCACUCCCCAGCAACGACAAUGACGUUUCCAUCGCAACGAUAGCCCCCAAGCAAGAAGCGCCAACUUCAUCCAAAAAACUUCCCCCGCCAGAGAAGCCGUCUGACGUGCGCCGGCGCAGCCAUGUCAUCCUCUCCUUUUGGCUGAUUGUCCUCCUUUUGGGUCUCCCCAUAUGGUGGAAGACCACCACCAUAUACCGCGCCGAUCUUCCCUUGGAGGACAUGUUAGAAUGGGCAGACGGAAAGGCCUGUCGCCCUGUCUUCCCCCUCCGCAUCUCGAUACAAGCCACAUCGCUUCAGGAUCAAGAAGCUCAAAACCUACUUCGGCUGACCCAGCACGCCCUUGAUGAUCUUAAUGAUUUCGCCGGGCAUCAUCUUCGUCUUCAGAUGGGCGAUGAGAAGCAGGAUUCGGCCGACAAUGGCAGCGCCUUGACUAUUCGCCUCACUCCAGGCGAGGGCACAACCGCAACGCUUGAUCCAUACGAACCUAUUCUGGAUAUCACCUACCCACAAAACACGAUACCCUCUCCAACCGCUUCCUCGUCGGCGCUUGCCACAUAUAUCGCAAGUCAGCUAAGGACCACUUUCGCUGAGGAACAGGCCACCAUCUCGUACCUCCUCUCGACGGACUCGAUGCCCUCGGAACACAGGCCGCUUGGAUUAUCGCCAGAAACCGCCGAAGCUCUUGCCAAGCGCACGACAAGAUCCUUGAAAUAUGCGCCGACUUACCAUCUUACCUUCUCUCUGUUUACAAGUGGACCUCUACCAAGUAGCUGGGAUAUCGAGACCGCCAUCGAAGAGUACAUGAAGCCCGUGCUGGACGUCCUCUCGCCGAUUCACAAUUUUACGAUCGAUACCCAGGUACAACUAUACGCUUCACCUGGUGUUCAGAACGAAGUUCUCAACAAGGAGGAUUUGUCCUCUUUCAUCAACGCCGCGGAAUGGCCACUGUCGCCCUCCAUCGGUGGUGCGCCAACCAUCAACUUCAUUGUGUUUGUGGGGAACCAAACCAUCGCGUCCCCUUCGCAGGAGGCUGCGCCGACCUCCCAUUCAUGGCUGAUCCCCCAAUGGGGCACCGUCUUUCUGCUGUCCCUCCCUGGCGACACCACCCACGUCGCGGCCGCCACCCUCAAGCAGCCCCUUUUGACAUUCACCUCUCACCUCUUGUCACUCACCGGCACCCCCGAGUCAGGUUCUCUACCCCUGCGCCUCUCCACCCUCGCGCGUAUCCGGUCUGCCGACCUGCUCCUCCGUGCCUCGUCCACCCUUGGAUCUCUGGCCCGUCUUGCCAUGGCUCUUCCCUCCAUCUCAAUCCCGAGUAGCGUCGCAGACGGCGUCACAAAGACCAUGUCGCACUUGCGCCUCGCUUGCGACAACCUAGGCGGCACGGAAGGACUGGCUCACGCGCGGAUUGCAGAGGCUGAGGCGGAAAGGGCGUUUUUUGAGAAGAGCAUGGUUGGGCAGUUGUAUUUCCCUGACGAGCACAAGAUUGCUGUUUACCUGCCGCUAUUAGGGCCGGUGGCGGUGCCGUUGGUUAUGGGGUUAAUUAACGAGAUUAAGGCUUGGAGGAAGAGGAGGAGGGAGAGGGCUGAGAAGGGGGCUGAGAAGAAGGGGGAGUGAGUAAAUUAUGGGGAUAGCGAGCAUGUUUUUUCUAUGUUGCUGUUAUUUCUUUGUUUUGAGUAUGCAUUAUAGGAAUGGAAUGGCAUAAAAAUAUGAUGGCUGUAGGAUUUUGUGUAUAUGGACUUGUGUAUUGUUGAGGGGAAAGAUAUUAGAGUUCUGGGCAACUGAUACUGUUUGGAAAGUAGCUGCAAUGAUGUGUGGAAGUUCUUAGUCAGAAAUCAUCGAAGCGGGUUUAGCUCAGUUGGGAGAGCGUCAGACUGAAGUUAACUUUAGGAAGUCAAUCUGAAGGUCGUGUGUUCGAUCCACACAAACCGC